UAGUCGAUACAUAUAUAAAUAGAUAAGCAGAUAAAUUUAAAUAAGGAUAACCGUCCGCGUGUUUGGCAUUCUUGCGGAGCAAAGGUGGCUUUGGCUUUCUUGCGGUAUUUCUUCUUCCAAUUAUAGCAUCUGAAAGCAAAUUGUCUCCGACGAACCUCUACCACCAGCAGUGAUGGAUUCUGGCGAUCCUCAACAGGCUUUUUGAUUCGUUAAUCUGCCAUGAUCUGAAUCAUUUUCGCUUUGUCGUCCUUUUUUCUCUAAUGCAUCCCUUCUGCUGUGUCUCGACAGUUUCCGAACGAAAUACGGCGGCGCCGUCAUCGGCAUCGUCGUCUUCAUUGACAGAGUUUCUAGACAUGCCUUCACAUCAACCAACAUCGACGAACGCCACACCAAGAUCUGAUUUAACGAAUCGCCACCGUGAAUCUCCUGUCGAUAUUAGUAGCAGCAAUAGCCACAAUUCCAAUGGCGGGUUUAGGAACAACAACCAUAAUAACGGGGGUGGUGAUUUCGGCCGGUUGAGUAUGAGGUCUGGUGGUCCUCCGUCGAUGGAGUUGUUGUCGAGGCUUUCGUCGUUACACGAUACACAACUUUUAUCGGCCGAUCACAGAGAUUGUGUGAAGAUCAACGAUAUAGUUGGGAACGGCAUCUGUGGAAUUCUUUAUAAGUGGGUGAAUUAUGGUAAAGGUUGGAGGCCACGGUGGUUUGUUCUUCAAGAUGGUGUUUUGUCUUAUUACAAGAUCCAUGGACCUGACAAGAUCAUUGUCAACCAAGAAACUGAGAAAGGAUCGAAGAUCAUUGGAGAAGAAUCGGUCCGUCGGAUCAGUCGCCGUAAGAAUGGCCAAUCACAACUUCGCCGGAAGCCAUUCGGUGAAAUUCACCUCAAGAUUUCGUCGAUCCGCGAAAGCAAAUCGGAUGACAAGAGAUUCUCCAUCUUUACUGGCACAAAAAGGCUGCAUUUGAGGGCCGAUACGAGGGACGAUCGAACUGCUUGGAUGGAAGCAUUGCAGGCUGUAAAGGAUUUGUUUCCAAGGAUGUCGAACAGCGAGUUAAUGGCUCCUAUGGAGAAUGUUGUCGUCUCAACAGAGAAGUUGAGGCAGAGGCUGUUGGAUGAGGGCGUCAGCGAGGCGGCAAUUCAGGACACCGAGCAGAUCAUGAGGAGUGAAUUCUCGGCGCUUCAGAACCAGCUAAUGCUUCUCAAACAGAAACAGUUUCUCCUCUUCGACACACUGCGGCAGUUAGAGACAGAAAAAGUUGAUUUGGAGAAUACACUGGUUGAUGAGAGCCAAAGACAGUUGAAAGAGCAAGGAGCUUCUUCAAGGUCAAGGCAAGAUAAAUACAGUGAAGCAAGUGCUAGUGAAUCUGAAGAUGAUAAUGAAAGGCAGGAUGCUGCUGAGGAAGAAACAGAUGAUGAUGACAACACCUUCUUUGAUACACGGGAUUUUCUCUCAUCAAGUUCUUUUAACAGUGGAUCGGAUAUUCGGAGGUCAUCAUUUGAUUCUGAUGAUGAACUUUAUGCUGUUGAUUUGGAGGAUGGUGUCGAUCCCUCAAUUAAGUCUAUUGGAACUAACUAUCCACAUGUUAGGCGGCGCAAGAAGUUGCCUGAUCCAGUUGAAAAAGAGAAAGGAAUCAGUCUCUGGUCAAUGAUUAAAGAUAAUAUCGGAAAGGAUCUCACCAAAGUUUGUCUUCCAGUUUAUUUUAAUGAGCCAUUGUCUUCUUUACAAAAAUGUUUUGAAGAUCUGGAAUAUUCGUACCUUCUCGAUCGGGCUAAUGAAUGGGGUAAGAGGGGAAAUAGCCUGAUGAGGAUUCUUAAUGUAGCAGCAUUUGCUGUUUCUGGAUAUGCUUCAACUGAUGGAAGACAUUGCAAACCCUUCAAUCCACUUUUAGGGGAGACAUAUGAGGCUGAUUUUCCAGAUAAAGGCCUUCGUUUUAUCUCAGAAAAGGUAAGUCAUCACCCUAUGAUCGUUGCAUGCCAUUGUGAGGGCACAGGAUGGAAAUUCUGGGCAGAUAGCAAUCUAAAAAGUAAAUUCUGGGGUCGUUCAAUUCAGCUCGAUCCUGUUGGUGUUCUCACUCUUGAGUUUGAUGAUGGAGAAGUUUUUCAGUGGAGCAAGGUGACUACAUCAAUUUACAAUCUUAUACUGGGAAAGCUCUACUGCGAUCACUAUGGUACAAUGCGUAUUCAGGGAAAUCGUGACUACUCAUGUAAACUAAAAUUCAAGGAGCAGUCUAUUAUAGACCGAAAUCCUCAUCAGGUACAAGGUAUUGUACAGGAUAAGAAUGGAAAAACUGUAGCCACUUUAUUUGGAAAAUGGGAUGAGAGCAUGCAUUAUGUUAAUGGAGACUGUCCUGGGAAGGGAAAAGGAUCAGAACCUUUGUCCCCAUCUCACUGUCUGUGGAAGAGAAGCAAACCAUCCAAUUUCCCCACCAGAUAUAACUUGACACGCUUUGCAAUUACAUUGAAUGAGCUUACUGCUGGAUUACAGGAGAAGUUGCCACCAACAGAUUCAAGGCUCAGACCUGAUCAAAGGUGCCUUGAAAAUGGUGAGUACGAAAUGGCCAAUGCAGAGAAGCUGCGUUUAGAGCAGAGGCAACGGCAGGCACGAAAGAUGCAAGAGAGAGGCUGGAAGCCACAGUGGUUUGCCAAGGAUAAAGGAAGUGAUACGUACCACUAUAUUGGUGGGUACUGGGAGGCUAGAGGACAAGAAAAUUGGGAAUCUUGUCCUGAUAUCUUUGGCCAAGUCCCAGCAGAUCCAGCAUCAGAUUGAGAUAUGUUUCAUUUGCAAGGUGCCUUCUAUUUUCUUGUUAUAUUUUUUCAACUACUGAGUUGUCUACUGCCAUUUUCAAGUAAUUGAAGUGUCAUCUGGCUUGCAUUUUAUAUAGUCUAGAUUAAGGUAUUCGUCAACAAACAAAAGUGAAGCAAAUUAUACAAAAUUUUCAUGUAAGGAUGUCGAUUCCGAGCCUGC
Molecule: messenger RNA, 2960 nt
Organism: Telopea speciosissima
Lineage: Eukaryota; Viridiplantae; Streptophyta; Magnoliopsida; Proteales; Proteaceae
Product: oxysterol-binding protein-related protein 1C-like
Exons: 10
Coding region: 261-2762 (833 amino acids)
Cellular component (GO): cytosol; intracellular membrane-bounded organelle; membrane
Molecular function (GO): sterol binding
Source: RefSeq, a predicted model, not a curated record